Molecule: messenger RNA, 999 nt
Organism: Aspergillus bombycis
Lineage: Eukaryota; Fungi; Ascomycota; Eurotiomycetes; Eurotiales; Aspergillaceae
Product: DNA/RNA non-specific endonuclease
Exons: 1
Coding region: 1-999 (332 amino acids)
Biological process (GO): apoptotic DNA fragmentation
Cellular component (GO): mitochondrial inner membrane; nucleus
Molecular function (GO): single-stranded DNA endonuclease activity; nucleic acid binding; metal ion binding
Source: RefSeq, a predicted model, not a curated record
AUGUCCAAAGCGACUUUCGCCGCAAUCGCCGCGGCUAGCGCGGCCACCGGAGCCGGCCUUACAGCGCUGCUCUAUUCCUCUUCCUCCCCUCGGCCUCAACAGCAACAGCAACAACAGCAACAGAAGAUACCUCCAUCUGCACCAGUGUCCUCAGCCACCCCUGUCCCGACCCAACCGGCAGCCCCGUCGCUCGCCGCCAAAUCCCUCGCCGGACCCGUCGACCCGUCCGGCAUCUACCAAUAUGGCUUCCCCGGCCCCGUCGCCGAUACUCUGCUCUCAGCUCCUCUGGCUGGCGCAUACGACCGUCGCACGCGCAACCCCGCCUGGGUAGCCGAGCACAUCACGCCGGCUUCGCUGGCGAUGAAGAACGCAGACCGCAAACAUAGCACCUUCUUCGAAGACACCAGUAUCCCCGCUGCCUUCCGCGCCAAACUGAACGAUUACUUCCGCUCCGGCUACGAUCGCGGCCACCAAGUGCCUGCGGCCGACGCAAAAUGGUCUCAGGAAGCCAUGGACGCUACUUUUGCCUUGACAAACAUGUGCCCCCAGGUGGGCCAGGGAUUCAACCGGGACUACUGGGCGCACUUUGAGGAGUUCUGCCGCGACCUGGCCAAGAAGUAUCCUUCCGUUCGCAUCGUGACCGGCCCCCUGUAUCUCCCUCAACGUGAGGCGGAUGGCAAAUGGCGUGUGUCGUACGAGGUGAUUGGCAACCCGCCUAAUGUUGCUGUGCCGACGCACUUUUAUAAGGUCAUCUACGCCGAGGAGGGCCCCGCUUCUCCUACUGGAAAGGUUGCCUUGGGGGCUUUUGUCUUGCCCAAUGCUCGGAUCCCGAACGACAAGAGGCUGACGGAGUUUGAGGUGCCGGUUGAGGUGGUCGAACGCGCGAGUGGCCUGGAGUUUGUUUCCAAGUUGGAGACGAACCGUCGCAAGCGUCUCUGUCAGGAAAUCAAGUGCGAUGUUGUCGUACGCGAGUUUAACAACUCUGCCAAGCGGAGCUAG